Protomyces lactucae-debilis is the source of this 2032-nucleotide messenger RNA. RefSeq lists its product as uncharacterized. The transcript is spliced from 2 exons. Lineage: Eukaryota; Fungi; Ascomycota; Taphrinomycetes; Taphrinales; Protomycetaceae. The record is from RefSeq and is a predicted model, not a curated record. Bases 186 to 1973 code for a protein of 595 amino acids.
GAACUUCUUUCUGAUCGCGACUGUGCAAUCUGAACUUCUAUCUUCAGCAGUACAGUAUACUACUUCCGUGCAUAGCUACAGCGCAUAUUGCUUCGCUCAUCUGUCACAUGCAGCCUGUCGUCUGAGGCUCCAACAUCGCACAUCGACUGCGGAAGUCAGCGUAUCCUUCCUUCCGUAUCAACGAUAUGGCCAGGCCGAAGGGCAGCAAAAGUAGACCAGGCGCGCGUAAACCUGGUCGUGCAUCCGCAACGGAAAGAGCUGCCAAAGCGCCAGGUCAAGCAAGACUGAAGUUUGCCAAGGUGGCGCGUGCGAAUAGGCAUGCAACAGCAUCUGCAGCUCUGGCAGAUGCGACGACAGUGACGACACCUAUUCAAGAUGGCGAUGCAGCUCUGCAUAGCGUCGCAUCUGCAAUGCCAGUCACCAUGACGGGAGUAGAUCCCGCUUCUCAAUCUUCAGUCGCCAGGAAUCAGGAUGAUGUGAGUAUGGUAAACUCAAACGACCCAGAGAAAGAAGGCGAUGCGCACAAUACAAGUACUGCAGACAUGGCGCAAGACGCGACUGACAGGUCUUCAAGUGGUGCCAAUGCUUUUAUCGAUGUCCUAAGGGACAGUAAUGCAAACCAAUCAGCCCGCGGUGAUGUCAAUAACGAUGAUCCCACGACAGAGGCGACCACUACGGAGGAAAGUGAUGGGAGCUCAGUUGAAGUGGAUCUCAUCCAUGAAAUCAAGGCCAAAAUCCAAGACAAGAGGAUCAAGCUCUACGAAGAAGGCUCGUCGUUUUGGAUUCAUCCGCCAGAUCCUUCAAUUCACCUGAGUGAUGAACCAAAUCAUGCGAAGGUCCUCGUCCAACCCUCGGUCUUCGUUUGGCAUCCAGCUCUGUGGAGCAGGACUGGGAACAGGACCGGAAAAGCUGAUGAAGAAGGCCGUCUUCCGUGUCCACGAUGCAAGGGCGGUUUACGCUUCAAAGGAUGGUGUGAAUCACCGCCUGCUCGGCGCAUACACGACGACGGGGGGCAUUUUCUGUUGAUGGCUUAUCGCUACUUCUGUAAAAAUCAAUUUUGCAGCUUAGGAACCAUCAGCGCAGCCGAUACCGAGUUGCUAGAGUCUUUACCCCACGACCUACAACUUGCCUUCCCUGCUAUUCUCAGUCAUCGUUCUGGCAUUUCCAAACAACUAUUUGAGCGCUUUCAGGACAAUAUUGCCAACGACUGUGGUCCGGACCCGUGUUUAGCAAACAUCAGGGUGUCUUUAUCAAGAAAGCGAGAGGACAUUUGGACGCCUCUCAACGCCAACAUGCCAGAAUCUGGUGACAAGGUGAGAUCAUGCGGUGAAUCUAAAGAUCCCCUCCAGUCCAAGGGACUUGUACCUAGUGUUCACUGGUUGACUGAUUUGUUCACAAAGGACAGGGCCAAGCAGAAGCCAAACUUGCAUUACAUCAACUCAGGCGAUCCUAUUGUGUGCAACCUCGGACCGACCGGAUCGUCUGAGCAGCCUGUCAAUAUUGAAAAUCUCGCCGCUUCCGCACCGGUACCACGGCCUAUUGAUCUCUGUGCGCCCGAGAUUUUCAUCGAAAAGGGAAGGCACGCAAGUGAUGUACGCAGAGUUUGCAACAGUUGCAGUCUCAAUACGUGCAGUGCACACCAAAGGAGACAUUGUGUGCUUCAUCCCCAAAAUCUGAGUCGUGCUGAGCGCUCCUUAAGAUCAGGGAUCCUAAGGCCAGAUGCUUUGAGAUUAUGGAAUUGCUGGCAUGUAUUGCAGUACGAAUACAAGAGGCAUUCAGGUUUGACAAUGCCUACAGAUUGCACCACGAAUCGCAUGAAACUUUUAGACAAAUUCCAGUCUGAUAUUGCGAGCAGAUCAAGCAAGCUGCUUGGCUUCCUUCGAUCUGACGCAAACUUCAUUCAGGAUGUAUUGAAAGUGUACAUUGAGGAACGGACCAUCUACAACCCUUGUGUUCAAGGUACUGAUAGGUAGAGGCAGAAGCAACCAUGCGAGCCAUCUCAGAAUUUGCACUUCGAAGCAUGCGAUCAGGC